CUAGGGGGACGGUUUUGGAAGAAGCACUGCUUGGUUUGACAUACAUGUAAAUAAUGUCGUUUUCGCUUUUAAGAUUAUAGGUUUACAUAUACCUAACUGGGUUUUUAGUGCAUUCGUCUCGCUCAGGUAUCUUUAGCAGAUCAUGAAUGUGAAUCAAGGCACCGUCGGCAGUGACCCGGUGAUUCUCGCCACCGCUGGUUAUGACCACACCGUCAGAUUUUGGCAGGCCCACAGCGGAAUCUGCACGAGAACUGUCCAGCACCAGGACUCUCAAGUCAAUUCUCUUGAAGUAACACCUGAUAGAAGCAUGAUUGCUGCUGCUGGUUAUCAACACAUUCGCAUGUAUGACCUCAAUUCAAACAAUCCAAACCCUGUGAUCAAUUAUGAUGGAGUCAGCAAGAACAUCACGUCAGUGGGCUUUCAUGAGGAUGGUCGGUGGAUGUACACGGGGGGAGAAGACUGCAUGGCUCGCAUCUGGGACCUGAGGUCCCGGAACCUUCAGUGCCAAAGAAUAUUUCAAGUCAAUGCACCUAUUAAUUGUGUGUGUCUUCAUCCCAAUCAGGCCGAAUUAAUUGUUGGGGACCAAAGUGGUGUUAUCCAUAUCUGGGAUUUGAAAACUGACCACAAUGAACAACUCAUCCCGGAGCCAGAUGUCUCCAUUAAUUCAGUCCAUAUUGAUCCUGAUGCCAGUUAUAUGGCGGCAGUCAACAGCUCGGGCAACUGUUAUGUGUGGAAUUUGGCUGGAGGAAUGGGGGAUGAAGUGACGCAACUCAUACCUAAGACCAAGAUCCCGGCUCACAAACGCUACUCAUUACGCUGCAAAUUCAGCCCAGACUCCACAUUGCUGGCCACAUGCUCUGCUGACCAGACCUGUAAAAUUUGGAGAACCUCAAACUUCUCACUGAUGACAGAGUUGAGCAUUAAGAGUAACAACCCAGGAGAGACAUCCCGAGGCUGGAUGUGGGAUUGUGCCUUUUCUGGAGAUUCACAGUACAUAGUCACAGCCUCCUCUGAUAACCUUGCCCGACUGUGGUGUGUGGAGACCGGAGAGAUCAAGCGGGAGUACAGCGGCCAUCAGAAGGCCGUUGUGUGUUUGGCCUUCAAUGACAGUGUGCUUGGAUAGUAUGUGAAACAAUUUUACAUUAUAGCUGAUGCUAUUAAAACACAAACAACAACCCUUAAUCGUGGUAUAAUGGGAUAAUUUACUUGAAGAUUAAAUUUGCUGUUAAUUUACUCACCCACAGGCCAUCCAGGUGACAGUUCUUGUGUCUUCAGUAGAGCAUUAAAGAUAUUUUUUUAUCGUGGUGCUUGCUACAUUUAUAAAUGCAAGUCUGUGACCGACACUUUUAUAGUAAAAAAACUGGCAAAACAAACUUAUAACCAACAAUGGCUCCUGAUGAACAUUGAUUUUUCACUUCAUAAGACCUCACUGUAUUGUCAGUAGAAAUUGGUAUCUAUUUUGUGGGGGGUGAGGAGGAGGGGGUCUAUUUUUAGAUUUAAAAUGUGGGUAGCUGUUUAUAUGCAUUUUACAAAUUACCAUUUUCACUAAGAUUGACAAUUUCAGCUACAAAUUUCGGCCUAAGGUUGAGUAAAUUAGCAGCAGAUUUUCAUUUUUAGAUGAAAUCUCCCUAUAAAAAUGGAUUACAUUCAUAUGUAUUUGUUGCAAUAUUGUCAUAUUUUAAAUCCUUAUAUUAUAGUCCCUUGUAUUAGCAUACAUGUAGUGUACUUCAUUUAUACUCACCCACAAGUUAUUAACAUUAUCAACAUUACAAUAGUGAUUCUUAUUCAGACAUCAAAAAGAUUAUUUAAUUCUUGAAUUAAAAACUGAAUAUACAACAGACUGAACACAA
Messenger RNA from Danio aesculapii, 1850 nucleotides. It is a transcript of the gene mlst8, whose product is annotated as MTOR associated protein, LST8 homolog (S. cerevisiae). Gene Ontology annotation, biological process: regulation of actin cytoskeleton organization; TOR signaling. Gene Ontology annotation, molecular function: protein binding. NCBI's taxonomy places the organism in Eukaryota, Metazoa, Chordata, Actinopteri, Cypriniformes, Danionidae. The record is from RefSeq and is a predicted model, not a curated record. Bases 143 to 1123 code for a protein of 326 amino acids. Gene Ontology annotation, cellular component: TORC2 complex; TORC1 complex. The transcript has 9 exons.